This is a messenger RNA of Sapajus apella (tufted capuchin), 4468 nucleotides long. It is a transcript of the gene MAOA, whose product is annotated as monoamine oxidase A. The record is from RefSeq and is a predicted model, not a curated record. Bases 515 to 2098 code for a protein of 527 amino acids. The transcript has 15 exons. Lineage: Eukaryota; Metazoa; Chordata; Mammalia; Primates; Cebidae. Gene Ontology annotation, molecular function: oxidoreductase activity.
ACAGGGAUCUGUUACAUCCACAGCGCCCAGCUUCCCCUGGGUUUUGGUACCAGGACCGCCCCUACCCAAUAACAUUUCCCGAGUAACGCCACGAGCACCUUCUGCACCCCUUAACACCUCCCGAGUAUCAAGCCUGUUGUCUCCACCACCCUCGGUGCCCGACACUCCGCGGGGCUCAAUACAAGAUCCUCCUGCCUCCAACAAUCCUUUCCAACUGCUGACCCAAGGACCUUCUAAACCUAAUAACUCUCGCCGAACAUCAGUACAAGGGUCCGCCCCGCUCACAGUGCCCAGCUCCCGCCGGGCAUCAGCUGAAAGAUCAGCUCCGCCCCUGGGCGCUCCCAGAGUAUCAGCAAAAGGGUUCGCCCCGCCCUCAGUGCCCGGCUACCCCCGGAUAUCAAAAGAAGGAUCGGCUCCGCCCCCGGGCUCCCCGGGGGAGUUGGUAGAAGGGUCCUUUCCACCCUUUGCGGUCCCCACUCCUGUGCCUACGACCCAGGACAGUAUCAACGGAAGCAUGACUAGCCAAGAGAAGGCGAGUGUAGCGGGCCACAUGUUCGACGUGGUCGUGAUCGGAGGUGGCAUUUCAGGUCUUUCUGCUGCCAAACUCUUAAAUGAAUAUGGAGUUAACGUUUUGGUCUUAGAAGCUCGGGACAGGGUUGGUGGAAGAACACACACUGUGAGGAACGAACAAGUUGAUUACGUAGAUGUUGGGGGGGCCUAUGUGGGGCCAACUCAGAACAGAAUAUUACGCUUGUCUAAGGAGCUGGGCAUCGAGACUUAUAAAGUGAAUGUCUGUGAGCGUCUCGUUCAAUAUGUCAAGGGGAAAACAUAUCCAUUUCGGGGGGCCUUCCCUCCGGUAUGGAACCCUAUUGCAUAUUUGGAUUAUAACAACUUGUGGAGAACUAUGGAUAACAUGGGAAAGGAGAUUCCAGCUGAGGCUCCCUGGGAGGCCCCACAUGCUAACGAAUGGGACAAAAUGACUAUGAAAGAGCUCAUUGAUAAAAUCUGCUGGACAGCGACUGCUAGGCGUUUUGCUUCUCUUUUUGUGAAUAUCAAUGUGACCUCUGAGCCCCACGAAGUGUCAGUUCUAUGGUUUUUAUGGUAUGUGAAGCAGUGCGGGGGCACCACUCGGAUAUUCUCUGUCACCAAUGGCGGCCAGGAACGGAAGUUUGUAGGUGGAUCUGGUCAAGUGAGCGAACGGAUAAUGGACCGCCUUGGGCACCGAGUGAAGCUGAACCGUCCUGUCACUCAUGUUGACCAGUCAAGUGACAAUGUCAUCAUAGAGACAUUGAACCAUGAACAUUAUGAGUGCAAAUACGUAAUUAGUGCGAUUCCCCCGACUUUGACGGCCAAAAUUCACUUCAGACCAGAGCUUCCACCAGAGAGGAACCAGUUAAUUCAGCGUCUUCCAAUGGGAGCUGUCAUUAAGUGCAUGAUGUAUUACAGGGAGGCUUUCUGGAAAAAGAAGGAUUAUUGUGGUUGUAUGAUCAUUGAGGAUGAACAGGCUCCAAUUUCAAUAACCUUGGAUGACACCAAGCCAGACGGCUCACUACCUGCCAUCAUGGGCUUCAUUCUUGCCCGGAAAGCUGAUCGACUUGCUAAGCUUCAUAAGGAAGUAAGGAAGAAGAAAAUCUGUGAGCUCUAUGCGAAAGUGCUAGGAUCCCAAGAAGCUUUAGAUCCAGUGCAUUAUGAAGAGAAGAACUGGUGUGAGGAGCAGUACUCUGGGGGCUGCUACACGGCCUAUUUUCCGCCUGGGAUCAUGACUCAGUAUGGAAGGGUGAUUCGUCAACCUGUGGAUAAGAUUUUUUUUGCUGGCACGGAGACUGCCACACAGUGGAGUGGCUACAUGGAAGGGGCAGUUGAGGCUGGAGAACGAGCAGCCAGGGAGGUUUUAAAUGCACUUGGGAAGGUGGCCAAGAAGGACAUCUGGGUAAAAGAACCUGAAUCAAAGGAUGUUCCAGCGGUGGAAAUCACCCACACCUUCUGGGAGAGAAACCUGCCAUCUGUUCCUGGCCUCAUGAAAAUAGUUGGAUUUACCGCUUCAGUAACUGCCUUAGGGUUUAUUAUGUACAAAUACAAGCUACUGCCACGGUUUUGAAGUUUCAUGCAUAUGCCUGCCCAACAGUUUUCAAUACCACCCAAUGGUGGUAUUGAAAAUAUUGAGAAGUUUAAAGGCUGUGUCAUUGGGCCGUUUUUAAGUGCACUCUGAUUAACUACCUUCGGCUUAGUUCCAAUCAUCAUUAAAGUAAAAACAACUCAAAGAAUCACCUAAUUAAUUUCAGUAAGAUCAAGCUCCAUCUCAUUUGUUUGUGUAAACCAACUCAUGUUAAUUGAUAGAAUAAGCCUUGUGAUCACUUAAAUUCAAAAAGUUAAAGGUGAUUUGCUCAUCAGAAACAAUUUCUGUGUCCUGUUUUUAUUCUCUUCAAUGCAAAAUGCCUGAUGAUUUCAGAAACAAAGCAUUUGACUUUCUCUCUGUAGAGGUGGAGUAGGUGAAGGCCCAGCUUGUGACUGUCCUUUUCCUUCCCUUAGGUGAUGGUGAAGUGUCAUUAUAGAGCCUAGAGGCUCACAGCCUCCUGGAGGAAGCAGCCUCCACUUUGGAUCAGGAAAUAGUAAAGGAAAGCAGUGUUGGGGGUAGCGGCAUGCAGACCCUCAGACCAGAAUGGGGACAUCUUUGUGGGCUGCUGCCUCAGGGAUCUCCUGACCACUUCUAAUUCCUCUGACUUUUCUAGACAUCUAGUCUCAGUGCUCACUUAUUUGUAUGUUUCUCCUCUUUAACUUCUUAUGGAGGAGAGUAUUUAACUGAGUGAGAAUGUUGAAACUGACUUGCUGUGACUUAUGUGCAGCUUUCCAGUUGAGUAGAGGCAAAUAAUGGCAGGACUGUCCCCCAGGACAUCUCCCCACUUAGCUCUGUGUGAGACCAACUGCAAUUGGCAUCUUCUCUUCCCCCUGGAAGGCAGCUAGACACCAGGUGAUCCUUGCCAGUUAUAAAAUUCUAUUUCAACUCCAGGAAAGCAGCAGUUUUCUUUUCUUCAGGUGCCCCCUGGCUGUCUGAAGGCCUCUAGGGACAUAUGUGUUUUUUUUUUUUUCUUUUUUUCCUACGUCCAUAGAGUUAGACAUACCCCUCAACUUACAUAUGUCUUCAACGUGGUUACCUCUGCAUAAAUAUUAGCGUAGCAUGCCAAUUUCUCUUAAAUAAGUACUGAAAUACACGUGAUAAAUUUGACUGUUAUUUGUUGAGACUGCCAAACAGAAAAGAAAUUAGGGCUCUAAUUUUCUUAAAGCAAGCUCACUUGCUUUAGUUGUUAAGUUUUAUAAAAGACAUUUAAUUGAGUCAUUUUAUACAUGAAGACUAAGUUCUCUAUCUUAGGAGUAAUGUCAGCCCAGAAGGGUGCCCACCUCUUGUUUUCCCAUAUUAAAAACUACGAUUUUUAAAGGCCCUUUCCCAAGGUUUCAACCAUAAAAUACUUCUUUUUAAAAUGUAUCAAUAUAUGUUUUAUUUAAGGGGAAUUAACAAUUGCCAGGGGAAACCAGCCAACCCAAGUUUAUUAUAUCAUUUAACCUUAUGAAUUUAAACCUAAGUUGCUGGACCCUGGUGUGAGCACAUAAAUCUUCCAAGUUUUGCCUAUCCCAAGAGCUGGAGUUUUCUGCUGUUCUUUACCUUGCAUUUCAGCUAAUUUAGGAGUUUUGAGAAUGUAUUGGAUGUGCUCCGUUACAUAAGGAGUUGCCACAUAUUCUAUCAAACUGCUUUGAGAAAUCUUUUCCCUAAUCUAUUGCAGUUGUUUCUAUUAACUUACUGAUUAACUCAGUCCUGACACACCUUUUGGGAAAUGCUGAUUUAAAUUCCUUAACUGGUAACAGUUUGAACAGUACUCAGUUUGCUAACAUAUUUAAGUUCUUGAAUGUUGAAGAAGUUAUAAGUAUGUGAUUUACCCUUUUCAACUUUUUGGAACACCAUUUGAUUUAUUCUAAUUAGAUUAACCCUAUUAAUCUACGGAUUGGGUAUCAGAAUGAAUUCCAGUCCAGAUGUGCCUAGGCAAGAAAUUGGAGCUGAGAACUCUCACCAUAUGUGAGUUCAUCCAACAUGAAGAUACCAUAAGCCUUGUCUCUGAACCAGAGAUAUGAAAGUCACUUUUAGAGGCUGACAGAUCUUGGCCCUGUUAAGGCAUCCACUUCACAGUUUUGAAGGCUGAGUCGGCCCCACUCCAUAGUUAGGCCAAGAAUUCGAUUUUAAAACUUUUGUCUGUCUGUCACAGUUAACUGUUAAAUAAGACCUCAUACUCCACUGAAGAGUAUGGAUUGAAGGAUUGUGAACAAUGUUUAGUCUGAUUGUGAACUUGGUGCCUAAUGUUCCAUGUCUGAAGUUUGCCCCAGUGCUACAUGUUGGGGUGUACCCAUGUGUGCUUUUCCACCGAAGUAAGAUUUUGCCUGUAUGGUUCUGUUUUGUUAAUAAAGUGUAGUACUAUCCCCA